AUAAGUACAUUUAAAGCCAGAAAAUAGUUUACAUUAAACAUAAAAAGAAAAAAGAAAAUAAGAGUGCCACUCGCAGCGAAGCGAAGCGAAGCCAUGGGAGAGAAGAGAGAAAUGGAAAAAGAAACAGAAAAGAUAUGUAAGAGAUGCAAGAAGAGCUACACUGCAUCUUCAAAUGAUUCUUCUUCUUGCCGUUUUCAUCCUUCUUUCUUUGUUUGUCGUCGUCAUGACGACCAAAAGAGGUACUAUGAACUGAAACCUGAUGAUCCGCCAUAUGCUGCCAAGUUCUACGACUGCUGUGGGGCUGAGGACCCUGAGGCUUUAGGCUGUACCACCAGUGUCCAUGUCUCAUAUGAUGAUGAUUGAUUGACAUGUUAUUUCCCUCAUUCACCUGAAUCCCGUCUGAUGAUCAAAAUCUGUAUAUUUCUGCACAACUCUGUUCUUUAUAUAAAUGUUAAGAGAAUUGUGAUGUCUAAUUUGUGUAAUCUUUUCUGUUUCAGCAUGUGGGGUAGGUAUAGUUUGAAUUUCACCAAAUGUAGCAUUUGUGGUUCUGUGGCUUUUGUCUUAUUGGAAGAAAGCAUGUGCCACCUGAUAAUCUGUAUUCCUAUUGUGUUUUGGCUGUUCUUCCUGUGCUGUAUAAUCAUUUAGUGUUCAAAAUUAAGGGAAGUUCUCACAUUUUGUUGA
Messenger RNA from Gossypium arboreum, 681 nucleotides. RefSeq lists its product as uncharacterized. Lineage: Eukaryota; Viridiplantae; Streptophyta; Magnoliopsida; Malvales; Malvaceae. The transcript has 2 exons. Bases 94 to 363 code for a protein of 89 amino acids. The record is from RefSeq and is a predicted model, not a curated record.